Engraulis encrasicolus (European anchovy) is the source of this 577-nucleotide messenger RNA. It is a transcript of the gene hbba1.2, whose product is annotated as Hemoglobin subunit alpha-like. The record is from RefSeq and is a predicted model, not a curated record. Gene Ontology annotation, cellular component: haptoglobin-hemoglobin complex; hemoglobin complex; blood microparticle. Gene Ontology annotation, biological process: hydrogen peroxide catabolic process; oxygen transport. Gene Ontology annotation, molecular function: oxygen binding; peroxidase activity; organic acid binding. Bases 54 to 485 code for a protein of 143 amino acids. The transcript has 3 exons. Lineage: Eukaryota; Metazoa; Chordata; Actinopteri; Clupeiformes; Engraulidae.
GUUUGCCUUCCUUCAUCGUUUAACUGAAAAGUGAACAUCACUCCGAAGACGAAAUGAGUCUCUCAGCAAAAGACAAGGCCACCGUCAAGGCCGUGUGGGGAAAGAUCUCCUCUAAGGCCGAUGACAUCGGAGCCGAAGCUCUUGGCAGGAUGCUGGUCGUCUACCCUCAGACCAAGACCUACUUUUCCCACUGGGGAUCCACCGCCCCUGGCUCUGCACCUGUCAAGAAGCACGGAAAGACCAUCAUGGGUGCCGUCGGAGACGCCGUGGGCAAAAUCGAUGACCUGACCGGUGGCCUGGCCGCUCUCAGUGAGCUGCAUGCAUUCAAGCUCCGGAUUGAUCCUGCCAACUUCAAGAUCUUGGCUCACUGCGUCAUCGUGGUCAUUGCUGCAAUGUUCCCUGCAGACUUCACCCCUGAGGUUCAGCUGUCUUUGGACAAGUUCUUCCAAAACCUGGCCCUGGCCCUGGCCGAGAAGUACCGCUAAACUGCCGGGCCGUGUUGCGCCAAGAAAUGCGCUCACACACAUGCUCUGUUAAAAUAUCAGACGAUGUCAAAUAAACAACACAACAAUCACAA